AUGACUGAAGAAGUAAGCAGCAAAAACUAUGCAAGCAUCUCCAUUAAUCCCCCUGUAACAAGUGUGGAUUUCAACUGCCCCUACUAUCUUCAUCCAUCUGAUUCUCCUGGGAUGAAUCUGAUCAGCUCAGUGUUUGAUGGAAGAGGAUUUCCAGGAUGGAGAAGAUCUAUCCUAAUAGCACUUUCAGCCAAGAGAAAGCUUGGUUUCAUCAAUGGCAGUUGUCAAAUGCCAGAUUUGACUUCUCCAGAUUUCUCUCAAUGGAGUUGUUGUAAUGAUAUGGUGAUUUCUUGGUUGUUAAAUGCAUUAUCCAAGGACGUUGCAGAUAGUGUUAUCUAUUCCACUACAGCUAAGGAGCUAUCGGAUAGUUUUGAGCAAAGAUUUGGAAAAUCAAAUGGAGCCAAACUCUUUCACAAAGAUGUGUCAGGAUAUUUCACAAAGAUGAAAAGAAUUUGA
Messenger RNA from Capsicum annuum, 453 nucleotides. RefSeq lists its product as uncharacterized. The record is from RefSeq and is a predicted model, not a curated record. NCBI's taxonomy places the organism in Eukaryota, Viridiplantae, Streptophyta, Magnoliopsida, Solanales, Solanaceae. The transcript has a single exon. Bases 1 to 453 code for a protein of 150 amino acids.